UGCUCCCGUGGAGCAGACGACCAUUAGCGAGCACAGACUUGUCUCCAUCCGCGUCCGUGAUGCGAGCAAAUUUUUACUUGAUGUGGAACGUAGCAUUUUUAUUUUUUCUUCUCGUAAUUGUUUUAUAUUAUCUGUUCUCCAGUUAAGUUUUCUGGUGUAUUUUGAUCCUUAUCAAAUCCAUGGAGCUACAGUCAUCAGUCAUCUUCACCGGAAGCGAUGAGAAUUUUAUUUUUAACGGCGACUACUAAUUUUAGACUUGGCGUCCACAGCGACGGGCGAUUGCAGUUUUUCCUGGCUGAUGAAUAGAAUCCAAAACUUGAGGAAUGUAACAUGAAUAAUGUUUUUGUUUACAGAAAGAAAUUACAGAGAAAUCAAAAUGACCUAAACAAAACUUGAUACAUUUUGACCAUCAGUUUAAGGCCUUCUGUGCAACAUUUCUUCUCUCUAACUGACCCUGAAAGAAGCAAAGACAAUGGAUGAGAGAGAAUCUACUUCUUUGGUAGAACGUGAUCACCUCAUGAAGUUGCUGAAUUUAUUAGACAGCGAAAAGACACUUCUUAUUGAUGCAAAGCCAAGACGUGUUCAGCUUGGAUCUGCGAAAAGACGACUGGCUGCUAUAGAUCAGAGAUUUUCGAUGCCAGCUAGCCCUUCGAGCAUUGUGCCAUCUGUAACAGGCCUACAUGAGAGACUUCAGACUUUCUAUGUAGACAGAUGGCCAGAAGUUAAAGUCCAGCGAGGGGACACAAUCCUGUUUCCAUCCAGACAUCUUGGAUCAGCUAUGACCAGGACCAUAGGAGGAACACCAAUAAGUUUAGAAACUGCUGUGGAAUUAAGGAAGAUUGUUUAUGGCACGCCUCAUCAUUCCUUCAGCCAAGAGUGGCGAAAAUCCACACUGGAGUUUCAAGAUAUAGAUGGUCCAUAUCCUUAUGGAAUACAGACACAAAGGUGUGGCUCUCGAGGACUGGCUCUGUGCAUUCAAGGCUACCUUCUGAAGCACUUAUUUUUUGAUAGGGAGUACAAGUCGAGCCUAUCUACUGCCAGCUCACUUAAGCCAAACAGUUUUGAGCGACGGAGAGCUUUGAUUGAAGGAAUGUGCACAAUGUUAUGGCAGGCUGGAGAAAAGCGAAGAAGUACUGUUGUGUUGAUGGAAGAGGAGGCAUGCUUUGGACCUGACUAUAGAUACAGAUUUGACAAUCUUACCGAAAGGCUUCAUGUCUUUGAAUUUAGGAAACUGGAGGAGGUCAAGUCCUUUGUGAAGAGAAAUUUAGACAGGUUUCAGGAAGAGAAUGGAUGUGGCCUGAUUCUGUUCUUGUACAGUCUUGUGCUAUCUAGGACGAUACAAAAGGUCCGUGAAGACAUGGACAUCAGCAAGGAGAAGAAGGGAAAGCUACUCACAGACAUGGAGGAUCUCACCAUCUCCUUGUUGAACCUCGCACUCACUGGCCAUGCUGUUUCUUUCCUUCACAAUGGAGACAUUUUGUAUGACAGCAGGGGCAAUGCUUUGCCACGGCCUCUGAAAGGUGUACAAGAAAGAAGCCAUAUUGGAUUCAUGUUCUGGGAUAAGGGGGAGGAACCAGACCGAAGGACGGAGGUUGGCAGUAUGCUGAAGACCCCAAAGACACCAAUUUGGGUCACAAAAGUCAACCAGAUGUAUGGGCUUCUCUUCAGCACCAACCUUGACCUUGUAAAUGAUUGGCGGAUAGAAAAUUGGUUCACUCUGUCUUAUUACACAGGUCUUGUGAGCCAGCCUAGGACAGCUAUCCUCAAUAUAGAAACGAGGAGGGGGCGACCAAGACCUAAGACAACGCUGGGCCACAAGCAGGAGGAGAACAGAAUCCCUCCUCUAGAAAACUGCAUCAUGACGAAAUGGUAUGGUGCAUAUGUUGGAUGGAAUGGAACACUUCCAUUUAUUUAAGGGACUUGAGAACAAUGACAGUCGGACAAGGAGUAUGCAUUGGUUUUGCUGCUCAUCAUGUAGGAGGCAGUUAUCUGUAAUUUAGCUUUGAGGAACAGGAGUCAAACAUGGAGCAGGAGAACUACAGAGUCUGGGACGUUUUAUCUUGUUUUCAUCAGCGGCAUUGCAUAAUCUUGGGUGUGGUCAUUAUUCCCCUUCCUACAUUUGACCCCAGGUAUCUAUCCUGGAAUGGAAUCAAGAGCCUUCAAACCAUAUGUCUGCUGUUAACUCUUCCAGUUUGAUUUUUCUAUGAAUUUGGUAAGCUGCAGCAUUGUCUUAAGCUGGUGAGCCUGUUCAGCCCAAGCCAAAACAUUAUCCUAUUCCAUUGACAAACACGGACAAUAAAAGCGCUAUGUGGUGGAUUUUGGUUGAAUGGCCCACACACAAUGAAGGCUUUUCCAAAGUGCUCUCAGCUUCUUCCAGCUUGCAAAACAUAGGACCAUAUUGUCCAUACCAAAGAAAUAAAGCCAAAAAGACACCGAAGUACAUAUUUCUACUUUACAGCAUUUGAAUCAACCAUGUUUUAGAAGAAUCAGAAUGUACCAAAGGGCCGAUAAUCUGAAGCAUUAUGGUUGGUCAUUUAUGUGGCUUUCAGCCAAAUAACAGAUAAAGACUGUCAAAUUUGACAGAAAUUGUUUUGUUGCCUGAUUGAAUGCGUGCAAAUACCUCUCACAUCAAACUGAAGGGGGCGCAUUUGUAUCGUUUUCCUUUGUAUAAAGUUACAAUCUGAGUGUGGGUUCAUACAAAUUUCAAGUUGUGUGAAAUAUUAACUUGACUUCUAUGGACAUAAUUAUUAUGAUAUGCCACGUCUAGUGAACCAUAAUAAAAUGUAGAAGUAUUGUCAUUGUGCUUGAACAAAUCUGUGUACACAAUUCCUCAUGAUCAACUAGUAAAUAUGUUAAACAAUGGUCAAUAAAUUUGUGUGUGUGUGGAAGCUGAA
Pomacea canaliculata is the source of this 2894-nucleotide messenger RNA. RefSeq names its product inactive ubiquitin carboxyl-terminal hydrolase MINDY-4B-like. Gene Ontology annotation, biological process: protein K48-linked deubiquitination. Gene Ontology annotation, molecular function: cysteine-type deubiquitinase activity; K48-linked deubiquitinase activity. NCBI's taxonomy places the organism in Eukaryota, Metazoa, Mollusca, Gastropoda, Architaenioglossa, Ampullariidae. The record is from RefSeq and is a predicted model, not a curated record. The coding region runs from base 473 to 1915 and encodes 480 amino acids. The transcript has 15 exons.